Diuraphis noxia (Russian wheat aphid) is the source of this 2945-nucleotide messenger RNA. RefSeq names its product glypican-6-like. Gene Ontology annotation, cellular component: synapse; extracellular region; cell surface. Gene Ontology annotation, biological process: regulation of protein localization to membrane; regulation of signal transduction; cell migration. Lineage: Eukaryota; Metazoa; Arthropoda; Insecta; Hemiptera; Aphididae. The record is from RefSeq and is a predicted model, not a curated record.
AUGAGCCGCAACCUUUUUUCUCUUACUGUUGUCCUGUGCCUGGCACAGGCGGCCACGGCUACCGCGCCUCCGUCAUGUUACCGGACGUCCAACUACUUCCGAACACAUUUCAACGACACCAGCUACGUAUUGGAACAACCGACUGUCUCAAGUGCUUACUUACAAGUGUGUGGAAAGUCGCAAGAGACGUGUUGUCACGAAAACUCCGAACCACAACUGGUGACCGUGGGUAGAAGUAUGUACGACGACAAACUGCAGACUUCGUUGAAAACCCUAAGCGGCAUGUACAAAGAGAAAGCUGCGAAAUUCGAUGAGUACUUCAAAGAUAUGCUGAACAAGGCCAGGAUGGGUUUCCACGACAUGUUCAAAAAGACGUACGGAAUGAUGUACGAACAGAACUCGUACCUGUUCCAGGAUCUGUUCCGGGACCUGGAAAAGUAUUACGACGCUGGCAACACGAACAUUGUCGAGGUGUUGGAAAACUUCUUCUCCGUUCUCUGUCAGAAAAUGUUCACUGUCAUGAACAGCCAAUUUACGUUCGACGCCAAGUAUUUGGUGUGCGUCAGCGAGAGCAUGUCGGAGGUAGCACCCUUUGGYGACGUGCCAGACAAACUUUCAGCGCCGCUGAAAAGGUCAUUUGUCGCUUCCAGAACGUACGUCCAGGCACUGAAAAUAGCCGGUGACAUUUUGGCCAACAUAAACAAGAUGGCGCCCACCCAAGAGUGUUUGGUUGGUUUCACCAGAAUGACCCAAUGUCCGGCUUGCAGAGGACUGCAGGACAGCAAAGCCUGUAACGGAUAUUGUUUAAACGUCAUGAAGGGAUGUCUUGCGUAUCACUCGCAGCUCGAUCAAGACUGGAAUGCAUUUUUGGAUAUCAUGGAGAAAGUGAAAAAACGUCUACUAGGACCAUUCAACAUCGAACUGGUCGUGAUACCGAUCAACGUGAAAAUAUCCGAAGGAAUWAUGAACUUCCAAGAGAAUUCUCAGAAGGUUUCGCAAAAGGUGUUCGCCAACUGCGGUAAACCGACGUUGGAACCGUCACGCCGGCGCCGUCGCCGCCGCGACGUGUUGUACAAUGGCGACGACUACUACGACUAUCAACAAGGACGGGUGAUGAACGACGGYAAGAACAAGGACGCCGGUGAGGACGGCGAGGAYGACGACGACGACGAGGACGACGAAGACGACGAAUACGACGAGGUGAAACCGGCGGUGCCGACCCAGCCCAGAAACGAGAAAAAAGAAAACGUCCCGGAAGAGGGCGGCGAACGAAAGAAUAAGCAGCAACAACUGCCGCAGAGGAAGAACAAGAACAAUAACGGACCUAAGAACGGCGCCGGAAGUGGUGGAAACAAGAACAGGAAAAAGAACAACAAGAACAACGGUCUCGAAGACGAAGAAGAAGACCAAGGAGGUCCAGCUUUCGCGUUCCACAGGCUGCUCAAGGACAUCGGCACCCACGUGUCGUCUACGAAAAACUUCUGGAAGAGGUUGCCGUACGAGGUGUGCAACAACGAUGUGGCCGUGAUCGAGACUGUCCAGAACUCCAGUUGCUGGAACGGAUCUGCAUUGGCCAGCUACGGCAAGGAGGUGAUGAGGGAUGGCAUCAAGAACCAGAAGAGGAAUCCCGAGGUGCCGGUGGAUGUGACGCGGCCGAGCAGCCUGCUCAACGAACAGGUGUACGCGCUCAGGGCCCUGAUCAACCUGCUCAAGAACGCGUACCAGGGGCUGGACGUUGAGUGGGACAUGGAGGAGGUGUUCCACGGCGGCGAGUCGAGUGGCGCCGGAGCGAUAGCGUCGUCGGGCGACGGUUCCGGCGACGAGGAUUCAGACUCCGGCGGCGGCUACAUGUCCUCUACGCCUCCAGCCACGACGGCCACCAACGCGGCCGGUACGACGACGCCCUCGCCGACACGGACGGCCACAGACCCGUCCGACGGAGGAGAUGGUUCCGGAUCAAGCGCCGGCCACAAGGCCAAACCGACGCUCCAAAAGGCGCUGGUCACGUACCUGUUGCCAGUCGUCGCCGUCUGGUUCGGCGGCUCGUUCCUCGAGUGGAUUCUGUGAGCGGGCAAACGAUAUUGUCCGUCGCGGUUUUUCUAUAUAUUUUAUUAUUUUUUUUUUAACUCUUGUCGUUCUCGGACGGUGCCAUAAAUGAUGAAGAAAAAAACAACAACAAAAAAACGUUCAGCGCGUGUUGUUUGACUGUGAUAAUUUUUUUCUUUUCGUGUACAAAUUUAUUCGUUAAGUAUAGCGUAAUCGCGUGUAUGUGGCCCGGCGCGACUACCUCAAUUCCUCGUAGUCAUCCUCGGAUGGCACACGGGCCGGCCCUAGACUUCACUCGAGUAACCUGUAACCAGAGAGUCUUCAUCGAAAGUAUAAUAUAAAAUUAACAGUGACGUUACUUUAUAAAUGGUAGUUUGUUAUGUACGACUACACAUAAUACCUAACAUCGUACGUAAGACACUAACAUAAUAUUAUUGAUUAUAAUUUAUUGUUAUUGUAAUGUAUUCGUUUUAGUUUUAAUCGUAAUAUAAGUGUAAUAUUAUAUUAUAUUCAAAUAUCUCAUAGUGCAGCUCAUAAUUGGUUGUUAACAUUGUUAUGGUUAAGAAUUUAAUAAACGUAUAAAUCCCGAUWGAUAGUAGAUACGUUACACACUCGAUACGCCGACAUUACAACGUAUAUGAUAUUAUUAUCAUUUUUAUAAAUUUAUUUUAAAUUACCAUGUUUUUAACUGUAAUGCAUUGGGUCCCAAAACUCUUUCGGUCAUACAAAGGUAUUUGACUUGCACCACCUCCUGUUGGUGUAUUUUGUUUAUGAUGAUUUUUUUUAUUUGUUUUAAUUUGUAAGUGAAUUAGUCUAGUCAACAUUCUCAUAAAUUGUAAAAAUGUAGUAAACAAAGGAAAAAUGUACAAUAUCGAUUUUCAUUUAUACAAUUUUUUUUC